AUUACUGGUUACCGUUUCAUCUGCUUCUGCUACAGCUAAAGAGCUACUGUAGAAGCUCUCUGAAGUGUUGGUCCUGAGUUGAGAGAGAAAGAGAAAGAGACGAUGACUGCUCCCAAGUUCAUCAAGUGUGUCACUGUGGGAGAUGGAGCAGUUGGAAAGACCUGUAUGCUCAUCUGUUAUACCAGCAACAAGUUCCCUACUGAUUACGUACCUACUGUUUUUGACAACUUCAGUGCUAAUGUGGCUGUGGAAGGGAACAUUGUCAAUUUGGGGCUAUGGGAUACUGCUGGUCAGGAAGAUUAUAGCCGGUUAAGGCCACUAAGUUACAGAGGAGCAGACAUUUUUGUUCUGGCUUUCUCCUUGCUUAGCAGGGCAAGUUAUGAAAAUGUUCUGAAGAAGUGGAUGCCUGAACUUCGUCGAUUUGCACCAAAUGUACCUAUUGUUCUUGUAGGGACAAAGUUAGAUCUUCGUGAUGCUAAAGGAUAUCUGGCUGAUCAUAUGGGUUCUGGUGCAAUAACAUCUGCUCAAGGAGAGGAACUUAGGAAACAAAUUGGUGCAGCAGCUUAUAUCGAGUGUAGCUCUAAAACUCAACAGAAUGUCAAAGCUGUUUUUGAUACUGCAAUCAAAGUCGUGAUUCAGCCUCCAAGGAGGAAGGAGACACCAAAGAAGAGGAAGCGUAGAAGUUAUGGUUGCUCAAUUGUGAGUUGCAUCACUUAUGGAGACUGUGCUGCUUAGGACAUGGGUAUCCCUUUUUUUCAAAUGUAUUUGUGUGUGUCUGUGUAACUACCAACAACUAAAGGACAGAGGGAAUUUUUCGUUCUCUCAAGAAUUGGUAUCUGUUGGGAGCUCUUUUGAUGUGUUGUAGCUGUAAAUUACGACUUGCUUGCAAAAUGAAUUUGUGCAUUCUACAA
Telopea speciosissima is the source of this 911-nucleotide messenger RNA. Its product is annotated as rac-like GTP-binding protein ARAC7. NCBI's taxonomy places the organism in Eukaryota, Viridiplantae, Streptophyta, Magnoliopsida, Proteales, Proteaceae. The transcript is spliced from 8 exons. The record is from RefSeq and is a predicted model, not a curated record. Gene Ontology annotation, cellular component: cell cortex; cell projection; cytoplasmic vesicle. Gene Ontology annotation, molecular function: GTP binding; GTPase activity; protein kinase binding. Gene Ontology annotation, biological process: regulation of cell shape; actin filament organization; establishment or maintenance of cell polarity. The coding region runs from base 103 to 735 and encodes 210 amino acids.